Molecule: messenger RNA, 2178 nt
Organism: Sphenostylis stenocarpa
Lineage: Eukaryota; Viridiplantae; Streptophyta; Magnoliopsida; Fabales; Fabaceae
Source: the annotation of a GenBank genome assembly
AUGGAAAACCACCAAAACCACAAGGCAGAGCCAGAACCUGACAGAGACAAGAACCACCACCAUAACCAAGCGUGGGGCACUUGGGAGGAGCUGUUACUAGCGUGCGCCGUGAACCGCCAUGGCUUCAAGGACUGGGACACCGUCGCUCUCGAGGUUCAGUCGCGCGCCACGCGCCUCCUCGCCUCGGCGCGCCACUGCGAGCAGAAAUUUCACGAUCUCAACCGCCGAUUUGCUGACCAAUGCAACGACGGCGUUACGCCGCCGCAACAGAACGGCGCUGCCGCCGGCGACAACUCCGAUCACGUCCCAUGGCUCGACGAAUUGCGGAAACUCCGCGUUGCCGAGCUCCGCCGCGAGGUCCAGCGCCGGGACGUUUCUAUUCUGUCGCUGCAGUUGGAGGUGAAGAGGCUGGAAGAGGAGAAAGCCAAAGAAAAUGACGGUAAAGACGACGAGAAACCAGAUCUGGCGGUUUUGGGUGAGGCCCGGCCGGAAAACGACAAAACCGGCGGAGAAGUUGAAGAGGCUGGACCGGCGAAUUCCGAACCGGAGCGAACCGCGAACGCUGACAAGAUGUUGCCAACAACGGGGGACGAAUCAGACCGGGAGAAUCAGUCGGUUAACGAGUCUAACUCGACCGGUUCGAGGUUCGAGAAAACCGGAGAAGGAGACUUAAAGUUGCGAGUCGAACCGGUUACGGUCCAGACCGGUUCGAUAGAACCGGAUCCGGUUGCGAGGAAGGGUAAGCCGGUUGGAGAGGAAUCGAAUAACGGAAGCUACGAUGCGUUGGCGAAGGUGCCAACGUGUGAGUCGGUGCCUCCGAGUGAGGAGAGGAAGGUGGAGCAGGACGAUGACUCGUCCGAGUUGCACGAUUCGGUGGCUCACUCCGGCGAGGGAGGGACGAGGGAGAGCAGCGACGUGCAAAGCUCCGCCAGCUUGACGCGGAAGAGGAAGACGCGGCGGAGAAAAGAGGUUUCCGGCGGAGACGGCCGUGGUGGGGGAACCUCCACACCGCCGGAGAACGACGAUGUGGCGAUGGUUGAAUCAGAACCGUUGGCUGGGAUUUUGGAGUUGAUCAAGGGGCACGAGCACAGCUCUUUGUUCGAGCGCCGUCUUGAAAGCCAGGAGUCGGACAGAUACAAAUACAUUGUGAAACAGCCACUGGACAUGGAAACCAUACAAUUGAGAAUCCAAAAAGGUCACUAUUCUUCAUGCCCUAAUGCAUUCUACCGCGAUCUCCUCCUCCUCUUCACCAACGCCAUCGUGUUCUUUCCCCAUGACUCCCCGGAGUCACAGGCGGCCCGGCAGCUGCACCGCCUUGUCACCACUGAGAUGAAGAUCCACGUCCUAGCACCACAACCCGACCCUCUGCCCCGGAAGAACGAUUCACUCCCUCAAAACGCACCGUUAGCCAAACCAGAUUCUUUCUUUUCCAAGAACAAAGCCUCUGGUCCUAUAUUGGUUUGCCGCAAACGCAGUUCUAUGUCAGCUAAACCUUCCUCGGCCACCUUUGGCCAAAAGGGUGACCAACCCAUCCUCAAUGACAAGAAGGAAAGGUCAUCGUCUGAUGCAAAACCUCCCACGAAACCUCCUUCUGAUACAGACGAAGAGGAGCCUCCCAAGGCUAAGGAAAAGCCUGUCACUGGAGUGAGAAGCCUGAGAAGGAGCAACAAGAACCUCAACAAUAAAAAACUUUCUUCUAACUCCACGCCUAAGGCAGGGUCUUCCGGUAACAAACCAUCGGAGACCCUUAAACAAGAGAAGGGCAAGGCAGAGGGAGGGCCAGACAAGAAGAGGAACGCGGCAGCAGAUUUCUUGAAACGGAUAAAGCGAAACACUGCAGUGGAAGCAGUGAAGGGUGGUAGCGGUGGAGGGGGAGGAAGUAGUAGCAGCAGCAAGGGUGGUGGAGGUGGUGUUGGUGUCAAAGAGCAGAAGAAAAUGGUGAAUAAUGGAAAGGGGGAUAAAGGGAAAGAAAGGGCAUCAAGGAAUAGCGUUGGAGGAGGGUCAGGGUCUGGGGAUAAAAGGAGUAAGAACAGUGAGAACAACUCUCAGUCGAAGAGGAGUGUUGGUCGACCUCCAAAGAAGGCAGCUGAGACAAAUGCAGGGAGUGCAAAGCGUGGGAGGGAAAAUAGUGCUAGUGCUGGCAAGGAUAAGAGACCCAAGAAACGUUCCAAGAAAUGA